AUGGUCGAAGUGGCGGCCGUGGUGGGGCGGAGCGCCUCCCUGCCCCGCGACAUAGAACCGGACACCAACGAAGACCGAGUUUAUAUGGUGCUGUGGUUCAGGCAUUCUGGAGGGAAACCUUUAUACAGUUUCGACGUCCGCGGCCGCAGUUUCAACAAGGCCCUCCACUGGUCCGACCCGCUGGCGUUCGGCCGGCGGGCCUACUUCGUGACCAUGUCUCGACCAGCGUCGCUGGUCGUCGAUGCGGUGCAGCUGGACGACGAGGGUGUAUAUCGGUGUCGAGUCGACUUUAAGAAUUCGCCGACAAGGAACUUUCAGAUACGACUCACUGUCGUUGUACCUCCACACAAGCUGCUGCUGUACGACGAGCAGGGCCGCGACGUCGCCGGUGUGGUUGGGCCUUUAGAAGAGGGCGGAAACUUCACGCUUCUCUGCGAGCUUAGGGGGGGCCGCCCACAACCCACUCUAACCUGGUUGAUCAACAAUAAGCCAGUGGAAGACCACACCCUCCUCAAGAACGACGGGAAAGUCAUGGUUUCCCGCAUCACAGUCAGUGGUGCGGAGCGAAGCUGGCUGAACCACACUGUGCGAUGCCAAGCUGCUAACACUCCUUUACUCAGUCCGCAUGAAAGAGCGGCCAGGGUUGAGAUGCACUUACGUCCAACCUCAGUGGCGAUCACGGACAAACCUGGGCAGAUGUCAGCAGACACCGAAGUCACUCUGGUCUGCGUCAGCCACGGCAGCAGGCCGCCGGCUCAAAUCACGUGGUUCAGGGAGAACAGGCGAUAUACUAGAGGGAAACACAACGACUUAUCCAACGACACGACAUCGGUCAGUCGGCUGACGAUCGUCCCGCAGCCGGAAGACGACGGCGCGGUGAUGCGGUGUCGCGCCGACAACGCCAUACUGCGUACAGCGCUGGAGGACUCCUUCAAAAUGAGCGUCGUAUGUAAGUACAUGUACGACACGUCGUCGGUCAAUCGCCUGACGAUCGUCCCGCAGCCGGAAGACGACGGCGCGGUGAUGCGGUGUCGUGCCGACAACGCCAUACUGCGUACAGCGCUGGAGGACUCCUUCAAAAUGAGCGUCCCGGAAGACGACGGCGCGGUGAUGCGGUGUCGCGCCGACAACGCCAUACUGCGUACAGCGCUGGAGGAUUCCUUCAAAAUGAGCGUCGUUUGUAAGUACAUGUACGACACGUCGUCGGUCAAUCGCCUGACGAUCGUUCCGCAGCCGGAAGACGACGGCGCGGUGAUGCGGUGUCGCGCCGACAACGCCAUACUGCGUACAGCGCUGGAGGACUCCUUCAAAAUGAGCGUCGUUUAUAAGCCAGUAUUAGCCAUGUCGCUGGGUAGCACGUUGAACGCGAACGACAUCAAGGAGGGGGACGACGUGUACUUCGAAUGCAACAUCAGGGCGAACCCGAAGGAACACCGCAUUUCGUGGUUCCAUAACGACCAGCAAAUAAACCAGAACAUGUCUUCCGGCGUCAUCUUCAGCACCAAGUCGCUGGUGCUACAAGGCGUCACAAGGAGAGACGGCGGGCUUUACACUUGCAGCGCCGCCAACCAGAUAGGGGAGGCCACCAGCCAGGCGGUGUACCUGAGGGUGCAAUGUAAGGAGACUAUCUACUUAUCUUACCCAAAGACAGACAAACUCACAGACAGGAACAUGUUUUCUGGCGUCACCUUGAGCACCAAGUCGCUGGUGCUGCAAGGCGUCACGAGGAGAGACGGCGGGCUAUACACUUGCAGCGCCGCCAACCAGAUAGGGGAGGCGACCAGCCAGGCGGUGUACCUGAGGCACCAAGUCGCUGGUGCUGCAAGGCGUCACGAGGAGAGACGGCGGGUUAUACACUUGCAGCGCCGCCAACCAGAUAGGGGAGGCGACCAGCCAGGCGGUGUACUUGAGGGUGCAGUGUAA
Cydia splendana is the source of this 1923-nucleotide messenger RNA. RefSeq names its product hemicentin-1-like. Lineage: Eukaryota; Metazoa; Arthropoda; Insecta; Lepidoptera; Tortricidae. The coding region runs from base 1 to 1923 and encodes 640 amino acids. The transcript is spliced from 10 exons. The record is from RefSeq and is a predicted model, not a curated record.